AUGUUCUUCAAGACCUUUCUCAUCCUCAGUGUCUCCCUGUUGAGCAUUGCUUCGCCAACGAAACGUCAAGCAGGAACGCUGAAGCAAGCUGCCGGGGCUCGUUACUUCGGAGCAGCUCUUGCUACACCUCAUCUACAAAACGCGAGUGACCCGAAGUUUGCGUUGUUCGCUCAAGAGCAAUAUAGUGGUGCGACUCCGGAAAAUGAGAUGAAAUGGGACGCGACUGAGCCGAACCAGGGUAUGUUCACCUUCCAGCAGGGAGAUGUAGUUGCCUCGUUUGCCGUUGCCAACGAUAUGAGACUGCGUGGACACACGCUUGUUUGGCAUAAGUACCUACCGGCAUGGGUAUCAACGCUUACCGGGAACGACCUUCUCAACGCGAUGAACAACCACAUCACUACUGUGAUGCAGCAUUUCCAAGGACAGACUUUCGCAUGGGACGUGGUCAAUGAGGCGUUCAAUGACGAUGGGACUCUUGGUGCAAGCCCAUUCCUCACGCAGCUCGGAAGCAGUUAUAUCGAAACUGCUUUUACCACGGCUCGUGCAGCUGACCCAACGGCUAAACUAUACAUUAAUGACUUUAACACCGAAGGCGAGAACGCAAAGUCAGAUGCCUUAUUAUCCCUCGUCCAAUCUCUAAAAGCGUCCAAUCUUAUCGAUGGUGUUGGGUUCCAGAGUCAUUUCAUCGUGGGAGAGGUGCCGCAGGACCUUCAGGCGAAUUUGCAGCGCUUUGCGGAUGCCGGUGUGGAUGUUGCGAUUACGGAGUUGGAUGUUCGGAUGACUGUCCCUGCUAGUCAAGCGAACCUCCAACAACAAGCAACGGACUACGCGUUCGUCGUGAACGCCUGUCUAGCCGUAUCGCGCUGCGUCGGAAUCACGACGUGGGGUAUCCCUGAUGUUUAUUCCUGGGUCCCGGGAACGUUCCCAGGUAUGGGUGCGGCAUUGCUUUUCGACGAUAAUUACAACGAAAAGCCAUCCUUCACGUCGACCUUGAACGCUCUUUCGUCCUGA
Fomitiporia mediterranea MF3/22 is the source of this 1011-nucleotide messenger RNA. RefSeq lists its product as uncharacterized. Gene Ontology annotation, biological process: carbohydrate metabolic process. The transcript has 9 exons. The record is from RefSeq and is a predicted model, not a curated record. Bases 1 to 1011 code for a protein of 336 amino acids. NCBI's taxonomy places the organism in Eukaryota, Fungi, Basidiomycota, Agaricomycetes, Hymenochaetales, Hymenochaetaceae. Gene Ontology annotation, molecular function: hydrolase activity, hydrolyzing O-glycosyl compounds.